AAAAGUCCGCCUUUACAAGCUCCAUAAUAAUGGCGAAAUAAGCUUUUCUCAAUCCUUAUACACGCAAUCUGCUGACAAACCUCCAAUUUUUAUUUUUUUUCCAUUCGUCGUAUUUAAUCCAAUUGCUCACCACCUGUCUUUUCUCAUUCCCAGAAAAAUUUUCUUUUCUUUCUUCAUAUAUAUAUAUUUUUUUCUCGACUCUCAAGCUCUCCCUUUCCCUGAAUCUGCAAGAAACAAAGAAAUCGGCUAGGAUCGCAAUUCUGCUAGAUUGAUUACACCCCAGUUACGAACAUGGUGCUAUCUACGUUACAGAGCUUGAAACAUUGCUUAUCGGAGCACCCAUCAAUAGUAAACUUCCGGUGGAGCAUUACCCAGACAUGGGGUUCCACCUGGUUUUUCAUCUUCUCGGCUAUAUCCAUCUACAUCUCCGCCUCCAUUACUCUCCACCUCUUCCUCUCCAUCCUCCUCAGCCGUAAACGCCGGGUGCCACUCGGCCCCAUCCCAGCAAUCCACAGUCUGACUGUGGCGUUAAUCUCAGCCUUCAUUUUCAUCGGCUUACUUUUCUCAACCGCAGCCGAGAUCCGUGACACACGAUGGUUCUGGCGCCGUACGAAAACCACCACUGCCUUCCAGUGGCUUCUCUGUUUCCCACUUGGGACUCGCCCCACCGGCCGAGUCUUCUUCUGGUCUUACGCUUUCUAUCUGUCCAGAUUCCUUCACUUGUUCCGUACAUUCUUCACAAUCCUCCGUUAUCGUAAACUCUCCUUCUUUACUCUCUUCAACCAAUCCAUUCUCUUGUUCAUGUCCUUUCUCUGGCUCGAAUUCUCUCAAUCUUUUCAAGUGUUGGCGAUUCUUCUAACAACUUUAUUAUACUCUGUUGUUUAUGGGUACCGAUUCUGGACGGCAAUAGGGUUGCCAAGGGCACAUUUUCUUUUUGUAGCGAACUGUCAAGUUGUGCUGUUGGGUUGCAAUCUGGUCUGCCAUUUUGGGGUUCUAUUCUUGCAUUUCUUGAAAGGUGGAUGCAAUGGGAUGGUGGCUUGGGGUUUGAAUUCUGUAUUAAAUGGCAUGAUUCUACUGUUGUUUUUGAGAUUUUACGUGAAGGUGCAUUUGAUUAAGAAGAAGGCUCGCGCAGUGAUGGGUGAGUUUAAGGACUCUGCUUCGGAGAUAAAAAAGGCAAGUUGAUGAGUUAAGCUGAACUGGGUUUGCUGGGUUCAUUUGUACAGAAACGGUUUCUUGAGUCUGAACAUGCAAUUUCGUAGGAACUUGAAAGCAGGGUGUUUGCAAAGGUUUCAGAUGUUGCUUGAUGCAGCCAACGAGGUAGGAGGAGCGGUAAUGGUUUGAACAACAUCAGCAAUUUUGCUGGGUCAACGCCAUGAAAGGGCAAGCAGCCCAUCUUUUAUUUCUUUUUUUUUUUUUUAAAU
Manihot esculenta (cassava) is the source of this 1421-nucleotide messenger RNA. Its product is annotated as elongation of fatty acids protein 3-like. The record is from RefSeq and is a predicted model, not a curated record. NCBI's taxonomy places the organism in Eukaryota, Viridiplantae, Streptophyta, Magnoliopsida, Malpighiales, Euphorbiaceae. Gene Ontology annotation, cellular component: endoplasmic reticulum membrane. The transcript has a single exon. Gene Ontology annotation, molecular function: fatty acid elongase activity. The coding region runs from base 292 to 1182 and encodes 296 amino acids. Gene Ontology annotation, biological process: fatty acid elongation, polyunsaturated fatty acid; very long-chain fatty acid biosynthetic process; fatty acid elongation, saturated fatty acid.